UCGUUUUUUUUUUCUCCCACAGUUCUCAGAUCACAUUACGCGCUAGCUUUCUCCACCGGCAACUUCCAAGCACCAGCACAAGACUGCAGAAGGCUCUAUUAGUCUCAAUUCGCACGAACUGCAAAACUACCAGGUUUGUAAUGGCGUCUCCUUAGUCCCGAGUAGCAACAGCCAGCAGUUUAUUGAGGAGCCACGCAGACAGUUCCGUUCAAGCCUGCAUCAAAGAUCAUAGUCACUCUCCAUACUGAAGGAGAAAACAUGGCAGGUCGUCCACCCCGUGAUGAAGAAAGGGCAAAUGCAAUGCUCGAAAAGAUGACGGCUGCCCUAAAGAUUCGAUCAAGAGUUUUCACGGAGGGCGUCAUGAUCAUGGUUUGCCCGGUGCUCCUUGCCAUCACACGAGAGACUGUUAAAUCAAAAAUUGACGCAAGUAAAUUUGUUCGGCUCAACACUCCCGGAAUAGCAGGGGCCGCCUUGGAGUUCGGCAUAGUCCAAUUCCUCGUUAUCUGGCCAUUAAGAUCAAGCACCGUGAACAAUUUGCUUUGCGUCACCUCAAAGAUUCUGAUUCACACCUGCGUAGUACUGCUGAUGGCCCUGGCCUCCCUCAUUAUGAAUAUUAUUGGUCUCAAGUGUCUCCCUUGCUACGUCGUGGCUAUGGUCUUGUUCGUAGCGCUCACCAUGUAUCUGUGCUACCUGUCAUGGCGAACGGACGACCUGGCAGAAAUGACUGACACUCAAUUUCAAGCGUUGAAGGGUUCACUUGAUCUGUGGGCAAACUUCUCGGCUGCGGUCACUACUGUUCUGUUUCUUGGUAUAGAAGCCUUGGCGUUAGAGGGACUCAUGAGCGACAACGCUCAUGAACUGAGGCGCCUGCUUGCAUUCCCGAUGGGGUGGAGCCUUGCUACCUGCGCAGUAGGCGUGAUCACAAUGCUCUUGGUGACAGUCCAUCCGUUGAUCUCCCGCAAUGACCUCAUGAUGUCCAUUCUCCAGAAAUUAAAUGUCGGGCUUGCCAUCUGCGUAUGUCUUGUCGUGUACUACAUCACAGUAGAGGCGGUGAUAAAGAAGUACAAGCUUACUACUCCACAUCUGCUACUCGAACUGAUUCUUCACAUCAGCGUAUUUGUGGUUGCCCCAUUUGUGCCCUUCAUGGCCUGGUUAGUCUGUGCUAUGAAGGGCUGCCGUCCGGGUAGGAACUCAGAUACCCCAGAUGAAGAAGUUGAGCCCGCGUCACUGGAACUGACCAAGAUCACCUUCGCGGCCUUCUUGGCUGUCAGAGUAGCAACUGCCAAUGAGACUCCAAUCGGCAACAGAGCCAUCAUGUUCCUAUGCUCUAGCGCAACAGCUAUUGUCACAGGACUCGAAUGGAGGCUCGUGACCCACUGGAAGAAAGUGCCGCCUCCCGUGGCCAGAGGCGCUGAUUGUGCUAACUUCAUUUCUCACCUGUGCAUGGCUGUUGCGGUGAUUCCAUUCGCAGUGCUGGCAGGCCAGACUGUGAAAAGGGUAAGUGAAGCACCAACCUCAACAGCUGGCUGAAUUUCGCUGAUUCAUGAUGCUGCUCCCUUGCAUUACUACUACUGUCUGCCGAACUCGAUCGUGAGUUUGCCAGGGCUAGUCUAUAUGAUUUCAGUUAUCAGUUUUUUCUAUUGUGGACACUCGAUUUGUUUAAUUUAAAUAAUGAGCAGCAUCCAGCAAUUUCAGAUGUAUCGGUCAUAUUGGACAGAACUUCUCUUAUCAGAUGAAAUGGAAAUUUCCCAGAUUUUAGAUAUAA
This is a messenger RNA of Triticum aestivum (bread wheat), 1765 nucleotides long. RefSeq lists its product as uncharacterized. The transcript has 3 exons. Bases 259 to 1530 code for a protein of 423 amino acids. Lineage: Eukaryota; Viridiplantae; Streptophyta; Magnoliopsida; Poales; Poaceae. The record is from RefSeq and is a predicted model, not a curated record.